Messenger RNA from Belonocnema kinseyi, 1085 nucleotides. RefSeq names its product 39S ribosomal protein L15, mitochondrial (gene mRpL15). Gene Ontology annotation, cellular component: mitochondrial large ribosomal subunit. Lineage: Eukaryota; Metazoa; Arthropoda; Insecta; Hymenoptera; Cynipidae. Gene Ontology annotation, biological process: translation. The record is from RefSeq and is a predicted model, not a curated record. The transcript has 5 exons. The coding region runs from base 144 to 1037 and encodes 297 amino acids. Gene Ontology annotation, molecular function: structural constituent of ribosome.
CAUCUUUUAGGUUAUGUCAUGAACAAAGUAGUAUAGAUUUUCAUUCGGAAAAAAUAUGAAAUAAAGUGUUUCAUACGUCGUAUCGUCGAAAAAGUGAAAGUGUAUGCAUUUUUAAGAACAACUAUAUAUAAAUAAUAGAUAGAAUGUCUGGAACCGUUGCAACGCAAGGCCGGGAACUGGCUUUCCAAAUGCUCAGAGCCCUUCCGAGAGUCUGCAUAGGAAAUCUUAAAAAUCAUCCUGGAGCAGUAAAAAAGAAUCAAAGAGGAAGGGGUCAACACGGAGGAGACAAACAUGGGGCCGGAAACAAGGGUUCCCUAGCUCGACAGAAUUAUAUGCGACCUGGAUACGAAACUGGAAAUAAUCCAUUCUAUCUGAGAUUUGGAAGAGAACCCUAUUAUAAAGGCCAUCAUUUAAGAAGAGAAUACCCGCCAAUAUCGUUGUUCAAUCUGCAAAAAAUGAUUGAUACGAAUAGAUUAGAUCCAACUAAACCCAUUGACCUCACAGCCGUCAUGAAUACGGGUCUCUACAGACUCGAACCUGAUAUGAGACAGGCAGGCAUACAUCUCACAGAUGAGGGAAUGAGCGUAUUUAGCGCAAAAGUGAACGUCGAAGUGCAAUGGGCCAGUGAGCCUGUGAUUGCUGCCAUUGAAAAAAACGGUGGGACCAUAACAACUGCUUUCUACGAUCUCAAUAGUCUACAGUGUAUGAUCAAUGUGAAACAGUUCUUCAAUAGAGGUGAAGCGAUUCCUCGUCGACUUUUGCCACCAAUGGAUUGCCUACAAUAUUAUUCGAGCGCGUCCACACGAGGAUAUUUAGCAGAUCCACAACAAGUUUCCUACGAGCGUCUUGUUUUGUCUCAGAAAUACGGCUAUGAGCUUCCAAAGAUAGAAGACGAUCCAGAUUACGAGAUGCUUAUCGAACGAAAAGAUCCGAGACAAAUAUUUUAUGGCUUAGAACCAGGAUGGGUAGUGAGUAUUAAAGACAAAGUCAUUCUCAAACCAAGAGCAGAGUAUCUUAAAGAAUUUUAUGCAAGUUAGAAUAAUGUAGAGAUCGAAAAAAAUAAAGAACGACAGUUAUAAACUUGA